Messenger RNA from Aphis gossypii (cotton aphid), 8262 nucleotides. RefSeq names its product mitogen-activated protein kinase kinase kinase 15-like. Gene Ontology annotation, molecular function: protein kinase activity; ATP binding. Gene Ontology annotation, biological process: MAPK cascade; protein phosphorylation. The record is from RefSeq and is a predicted model, not a curated record. Lineage: Eukaryota; Metazoa; Arthropoda; Insecta; Hemiptera; Aphididae. The coding region runs from base 517 to 2793 and encodes 758 amino acids. The transcript has 18 exons.
AUACUUAUCUUUAUGUUUUGUCAUUUGCGUACUGCAUAAAAAAGCAAAAACAUAGUUUACCUAAUUCAGUUAUCAAUUAGCAAACCGCUGACUAAUUGCAAACUCCGGCAUUUCAGUGUUUUAAAAAUUGUAUACGCCCUUGGACGUCCAACACUCGUUACGCUGACAAUUUUUCACUCUGUGAAUUCAUUUAGUAAUAUUUUAAAUGGAGUCAAAAAUGGAUAUUGUGUAUAUUACAAAUGUGGACAAUGCAAUUCAGAAUAAUGAUAAUAAUUUAUUACAACGUCAAAAAGCUUUGGAAGAAGUAAAACAAGCAACUAGGAUGGUUCACUGUUCUAACUUGUAUAUUUUUUCGUUUAAUAUCAAUUUUAGUUUGAAAUCUUUGAAAAUUUGGAUUUGGAAGAAAAUGAAGAAUUAAAAAUAUUUCAUUAUGCAGAUGUAGUUAUCGUUGAUCUGUCAAUAAAUAUUCAACAUAGCUCUUUGUUUUAUUAUUUGGGCUGUCGCCAAAAUAUUGGAAUGAAUCAAAACAUAAUUUUAUGUAAUAAUUUAGAUGAUGAAGUUACAUUACGUCAGAAGUUGCCUUGGGAUGAUUCUAUUAUAUUUAUUCCAUAUAAAUUAGACGAAUGUGGUAUAUGUCUAAUAGGUACUAAUUCUUCAUGUCUUGGCUAUGACAGAUCAUCUGCUACUGAAUCUACAAAAAUAGUUGCGUUAAUAUUAGAAGAAUUGUUAAAAAAUUUUAAAAUUCAACCCAAAGUUUACAUUAAAGAGAAAUUUUUAUCAGACUUAAGAACAGUUGUAAAAACUUACUCUGGGGAAAUGUUAUGCAAAAAAUUGCUCAUAAUGAAAAAAUAUCUAAAAGAUCCAUAUGUACUUACUGUUGAUACAUUGUACAACUUGAUGGAAGCAUUUUGUAAUGUUCAGGACUAUGAUGGAGUGAUUCAACUUGUUGAAGACGUACAAGCUAUUAAUGAUAAAAAACAUUUUAUAAAAACACCAUUAUUGCAAUACUUAUAUUGUUUUGCUUUAAAUAGAAGUAAUAAACCUGAGUAUAAACUAAAAGCAGAGCAAGUAAUAGAAUUUUCAUUGGAUAAUAAUGAAGGAUGUACACCUGAUUUAAUUUGCCUGUAUGGUCGUAUUUAUAAAGACAAAUUUGUGGAGUCUAAUUUUAAAGACAAAAAUGCCCUUCAAUAUGCUAUUUAUUGGUAUCGAAAAGGUUAUGAAAUUCAACCAAAUCUUCAUGCUGGUGUUAAUUUAACAACAUUAUUACUAGUUUCUGGGAAUGAAUUUUCCAAGUCUAAAGAACUUCAAAAUAUUGAUAUAUUUUUAAAUAAUUUGAUUGGCAAAAGCGGAAGUUUAACAUCUCUUGAUGACUACUGGACUAUUGCAACAUAUUUUGAAAUGAAUGUGCAAACAGAAAACUAUGGUAAAGCCAUUAAAGCUGCUGAAUGUAUGUUCAAACUAAAACCUUCAAUUUGGUGCUAUAAAUCAACAAUUGGGAAUGUUAAACUAAUUUUUGAGCUUAGAAAAAAAAGUGAAAAAAUAAAUGUUCAUGAAAAAUACUUUAAGUGUUGGAUGGAAUAUUUUAUAGAUGCGACAAAACAAAAAAUUGACAGUGACAUUUACAGUUUUCCUGUCAUAGUUUUAGAACCAUCAAAAGUUUAUGUGCCAAGCUAUGUUAAAGUGAACCUUGAAGUUGAAAAUAAAUCUAUUUCUCUACACAAACAAUGUAUAACAUGUACUUCAAAAGAUUGUAAUCAAAUACAUAAUUGGGUAUUCCUUGGUAGUGCGAUUAGGAGUGUAAGUUUUUGCAAAAUAGAUGAAAGGUGUUUAUUUUUAUGUGUUAACAUAAAUUAUGAUAGUUUCCAAUUAUAUUUCCCAUCAUCUCUUCAUCGUCAAAGAUUUUAUGAUCUUGUAAAAAAAAUAAGUGAUUGUAAUAAAGUGAUAACAACUAACUUGGAUGAAGCUUUGUUACCAACUAAUUUUGUAUAUGAGCUUAAUGUUGAUAAGAGUAAAAAAAUUCUUGGUUGUGGAACAUAUGGAAUUGUUUAUGCAGCUAUUGAUUGCAACACAAAAAAGCAAAUUGCGGUUAAGGAAAUACAAGCAUUUCAUAUUGAUGAUGUUUGGAAACUUCAUGAAGAAAUAAAUCUUCAUUCUCAACUGAAUCACCGAAACAUUGUACAGUAUUUAGGAUCGACAUCUGAAGAUGGUAUUUUUAAAAUAAUUAUGGAACAAGUACCAGAAAGUCUUUCUACCUUAUUACGCUUAAAAUGGGGACCAUUAAAAAAAAACGAGCCUGUUAUUUCAUUUUAUACUAAACAAGUUCUUGAAGGAUUGAAAUAUUUACACGAUCAAAAUAUUAUACACCGUGAUAUUAAAGGGGAUAAUAUCCUGAUUAAUACCUUUUCUGGUGUGGCAAAAAUAUGUGACUUUGGAAUAUCUAAACGUCUUUUUGAAUUGUGUCCCACUACUAGAAGUUUUACAGGCACAUUGCGUUUUAUGGCUCCUGAAGUGAUGAACUGUGGAUCAACGGGUUAUGGCACACCAGCUGACAUAUGGUCAUUAGGUUGUACAGUUGUAGAAAUGGCGACAGGUAAAGUACCUUAUAUAGAACUUGGAGCAGCGGCUACUUAUUAUACUAUUGGUCAUUAUAAGAAUAAACCAAAUAUACCUGUUGAAUUGAGUGAACAAGCAUAUCGUUUUAUACUUCGGUGUUUUAAUCCUAAUCAUAAAAAGCGAGCAACAGCUACUGAUUUAUUAAAAGAUAUUUUUAUUAAUAAAGAGAAUAUAAUUUAAAGCAAUCUCAAUUCUUCAGUUUUAUCUAUACCAGUAAGUAUAAAUAGGUACGAAAAUUAUUUAAGAACAUAUAAGUUAAUAUUUAAUUAUAUCAGUUUUAUGUAUAUCUUGUUAAUUAUUAAUUUAUAUUAUUUAACAUUUAAAAAUAUCAAAAUAAAUUGAAUCUAUUGGCAUUAUAUAUCAUAUAAAUGCUAAAAUUGUAAAUUAUAUUUAUAAAUAGAAACUUUUUAAUUAAUAAUAUUUGUGUUUAGGGGGAAUUUUUUUAUUUAUCCACUGAUUCCAGUGACCUAUCCAUGUAUUGUUUAAUUAUCACAAGAUUUUUAAUCUACAUCAAGGGUUGGCAAUAAAUGGCUCGCGGUCUGAUUCCGAAUUAAUCUUAGAAAGAUAAAUGGACUACCAAAAAUCUUUUUCUGUAGUUCUGGUUUUCCGCACAUUAUAAUUUAAAAGAUAUUUGAUCUAUUUUUAUUAUACUAAAAGUAAAGAAUUUAAUAAUUUUCCAACAAUACUUGAACAUAAAAAUAAUUCCGAUACAGACUAUAGAGUGCUUGUAUUUUUAAGUUCUUUGUCAGAAUUGGUGAAGAAUUUUGUAGGUAACAGAUUCAAAGACUUUAUAGAGAAUGAAAAACUGUUGUUAUUUUUAAAAUAUUCUUUUGAAGUUUCUCUAAUGGGAUAAUGGAUUAAUAUAGCUACUAAGUAGCUCAGACUUCUAAAAUCUUCACUGUGAAUUGAAAUUAUUGACUUACAAAAAGAUAUUUCAAUUGAGAAUAAACAAAACAGUACCUAUCUUCUUUUUUUAUUGAACUUUUUUGGGUAAUUGGGCUGAACGUGUUUUAAAUAAGUUCAUGAAUUGUAAACACUGGUCAUAGAAUUAGCUUAACCUUUGCUAACAAAGGUAUAGCACAUUUUUAUACAAUUUUUUUUUCAAAAUUUGAAAAGGUGAAGAAAAUGUGAAAUUUGAAGACAAAUAAGUUGUUCUUGUUCUACAGAUUAAACAUACGCGCAUUUUUAUCUAUAGUUGUACACAGGGCCAAAUAUAGGGUAAAUAAUAAAUAUUGGCCCAGAAGUAAUCAAUAAUAACCUAACCUAUAGUUAUAUAUUUUAAUACUUUAUAUUAUGUAAAUUCUGCAGACUCACAAUGUAUGAAUUGAAGUACUCGUAUUUAAAUAUAUCUACUAAAGAAACUAUAAUUAAUGAGUUAAUUUCUUAAAAAAAUAAAAAUGGUAUGUAUUAUAAUAUGUUUCUAUAAGUAUGUAUUAUUAUUUAUUACAACAUAUUCAUAUGCUUCAUAUUUUAUAUUAAAGCAUUAUUUUAAUAAGCACUAAGCAGAUAAUAAACUAACGAUGUAUUGACGUGUUGUUGUUCUUAUUUUUACCGCGUUUGUUCUUAAUUAAAAUCGUGUACAUUUGUCAUGAAAAUCGUGUUGUUUGCUUCAAUGAAAACAUAAUUUUAAAUUUUGUGCAAAAGGAAAAAAAUAAUACUCUUGACCAACGAACCGAAAAUAAGUAACCAUUGCUGCAAUGCUGCAGUAUUGAACUUUUUGAACUCAAUUAUUUUAUAAUAUUCUAAACUAUAUUAAAUUUUAAGUACCUCAGUACCUGUACAGUGUACAAUGUACACAAAAAUAAAGUACCUAUAUUAUAAUAAUAUGUUUAAAAUGUAAACGAAAUUUCAUAAUUAAUUUUCUUUUAAGUAUUUCUUGAAUUUUGUGUGGAAACAGCUUCAAACAAUUAAUUUGGUAUUCACCUCGUGUACUUAAUUUUAAUGAGAAAGUAUCACAUAAUUAUAUAUAUUGAAUAUUUAUAGGUAUCAAAUUAUAAUUUUACAGUCAAAAUAUAAACAAUUUAAAUAACAUAAAUAUAAAAUCUAAAAUGUAAGUUAUUCAUAAUGUCAACCAUUUUGAAAUUUGUUAUUAUUCAAAAAAUCUGUACUUAGCAUAUAUCUUUUAUGUGGCGUGUAAAGUUAUUAUAAAUACUUACACAGUAUACACAGACACGGUUAAUUCGAAUCGUUAAGGAUCUAAAUAAAUGAAUAAAUAUGAAGAUUGAUACACACUUGAGUUAUUAUUAAGUUCUUCAGUCUUGGUCUCCAUUAGUAUUGUUUUGAAUAUGUACAUGAUUAAACACGCUGGCUGGUGAAGUAUACAAAAUCAUAUUAGACUUUGAAAGUUCCCCCAAGUUUAAUGUUUAUACCAGCCAACGUGAAAGGUUGAUGCAUCGCAUUGCAACCAAAUGUCUAAUUUACGAGGUAUUCGCUAAUAUCAUGCAAUAUUAAAGUGACCGUGAAUAACGUGUGUCGUGUUUCGUGUUGACAAGCUCUUACAACUAAGUAAAACUAACGCAGUCGGGUGAAAACGCAUUUUGAACCAACUUUUUAAGUUUAAACAGACGGAGUAGCAACUAAUUAGCGUAUUCCAUAUUGAUGAUGACAUUCUAAAGAGUGACAUGCCCCAUGCCCGCGAUUAUAAAAAAAAAACAUAACAUAACAUAUAACAUAUAUAACAUUUAUAUAUACCUAUUGAAUACAAUUAUAAAUAACGCAGUAACAAUUUAUUCCCACGGUACCAAUACAGGUAAUAACUCGUUUAUCUUUUUCUUAUACAUCUAAUCUGUCUAAAAUAGAAUGCAAACACGCAAGUCGAUGUUAGUCUAGUAUAAUUUUUUAAUAAUUAUAUUACUAUAGUUUCAAUAAUAACAACGGUUGACUAUUUUGUCUAUUCUUUCGCUAUCCCGUAAACUUCCCAAUUAUUUAUAUUAUGGGGAAUUCUAUAGUGAAGAGAACAGUUUUUCGCGGGUCCUGGUGGAGGAUCAAGACGUUCGAGGAUGGUGAACGUCGCGUUUAACACAGAUAUUUUUUUUUCCGAAAACAUCACAGAUGUAAAAUAAUGAUUAUUUAUACAAUUAGUCCAGUCAUUUAACGAUUUUUACUGGAAUUAAGUAGGAAAAUUUAGAAAAUUUGCAGAAAGGUUAGUUGUGGGUUAGUUAUUGACCAAAAAAAAGGAAAGCUGCCCGAGAGUGUUUAAAAAAAAAUUGGAUUAUUAAAUUGAAUUAAUAUGUUUUAAAACAUAUACAUAUAGCUUAUAUAUAUUAAUGGGGGUAAGGAAAGUUAAAUAUUUUUUAUUUUUCACCAGACCAAUUUUUUCAUUGCCAUACCUUAUUUAUGUGGGUUAAAUUUGGUGAUGAUUAAUAACCCCCUUCAGGUGCCGCAAAAGGGUUGAAUAUUGAUAAAUAGGGUAGUAAUAGGGUUUUUCUGAUUUAAUUCAAAAUAUAUUACAUUAGGCAUAAAAUUAUAUAAAAUCUAAAUUGUAGAUUUAGAUAUCAUUUAUAAAUAAUGUUCUUAUAAUAAUAAUAUGUGAUAUAAUAACGUCCUUAAUAUUGAUUCGUAAGAGAUCGCUGUUGGCUAGUAUAAUUUUCUAAUUAUUAUAUUACUAUAGUUUCAAUAAUAAGAACGGUUAUCUAUUCUGUCUAUUCAUUACUUAUAGUGAAUAUCUCAUAAUAAACUCUUAAUUAUUUCUCAUUGUUAUUCGGCGAUGGGGAAUUCUAUCGUGAGGAAAGCAGUAUUUCGCGGUUCCUGAAGUCCAAAGCAUUCGAGGACAGUGGCCGCGACUUGUCUCUAGUACAACACGGCGUCUUACCAGUGGGAAGUGUAAAAAUGAUAUUUAGCCAAUGUAUCCACUAAGACUCUAGAUGAAUUAACAGUGCCUAUGGAUAAUCAGUAUGUUCUUACUGCUGUUGAAACUCCAACAUUCAUACCUUAUGUAGAUGUUUGUAGAAGUGGAGCUCGAAUAAGGGAAUUUUGAAUAGACAUUGGAUUUUUUGCCGCUGUUUUACUAUGUCAAAGUCGUGGAUCAUCAAUUCCAAUCUACAUAAAAUACGCAUAAAAAUAAUUUAAUAGUUUUUUUUUAUAUAAUAUAUUUUUUACUUUACAUACAUUUGAAAUAAUAUUAAAUUUGUUUAUCGUAAGAGGAAUUUUAGAGUAGUCACGUACAGACACUUCGCACGGUAACAUAAAAUAUUUAAAUUUUUUUUUCUCUUGUAUCUUCUCCAAGACAAUGUUCUUUAAAUUCUUUAGGUUGUAAUAACGCAAAAAUAAAAGAAAUGGAAAAUAAAGAAAUUAAAAAUAAGAAUAAUUAGGAAAGGUAAAAAUAUUAAUAUAUUAAUUAAUAUUUUUAUUUAUGAAAGUGAUUGUUUUGUUUUAUGUGAAGUAGUUUAAAUAAAUUGUAUUGGCAAUCACAAGGGACACAAGCCUUGAAUGAUUGCCUCAAAUAUAUUUAUAAAUUAUUACCUAUUUAUUAAUUAUAAAGUGUUCUAAAUAAAUUGUAGGACAUUCACAAGGGACACAAGCCUUGAAUGAAUGCCUCAAAUAUAUUUAGAAGUUAUCAGAGAUUUGUCGAUUAUCUUAGCCUAUGUCCUAUCACUUUAAAUUUGCGAAAUCACCUUCCUCCUGAUGGUCGGAGGGUUCUCGAGGUCGUGCUUCGAGAACGAUCAAGUAAACUCUAUAAUACUAUUAUUAUUUAAAUAUGGAUGCGCAUGCACCUUACCUUAUCCGCAGCUGUCUAUGAUUGCAGUCGACGUGACAAGGAUAGAAUUUAUUAAUUUUUUUAACACUCAAAAAGAAAUAACUAAACAGUGGUAAACACUUCAACAAAUUUCGUCUUAGAAAAAGGAAACAGUAAAGUUGUCGUAGGCAAUAUCUUUUGAGUGGUCUUGUGUAAGUAUGCUGUGCUCCUGCACUUGUCUGGUUGAGAGGUGCUCGUGCACUUGUGUUUUUUUGGAUGUGCUCAUGCACUUACCGCUAUGAAGGGUGCUCAUGCACUGGUGAGAGGAGACGAUUUAGGUCAGGCCCGCCAGAGUCAUCGGCGGCCCGAUCAAAGGUGUCGGUGUCCCCAAAGAAAAUUGUCUUUCUCCCUGGUGAAAGCGACCUUGACCGGACCAUCCCCUGUCUCCGGCGGCACAUGAAAGAAAUCGCAUGUGUUGCGCCGUACCGUUAUAAUCCCGUACAGUGUCCUGUAUGUGAUUAGAUAAUAGGAAUCGUUCCAAUCAUCAGUGACUUGAUUUAUUGGGGUUUUUUAGAGUAUAUUACAUGCGUGCGACAACUCGACCGUUAUUUAUUUUAUUAAAUAAAAAUAACGACUUUACAAAAAUCAUGAUAUGUAAAAUCGAGCAUAUCAUUACAUCCACCCUACGCUUUUUUGUGUUGUGCCCUCACAACACCACUCGUGGUAGAGUGUCAGCGUGAUACAAUAAUUGAGAUUUUAGAGAAAGAGAAAAAAUUAAAAUUCAAAAGUUAAAAGUUUAAAAGUUGGAAUAUAAAGCAAACGGGUAAUAUUUUAUUUUUGUUUUAUACAAAAUUAAAGGGUUAAUGAUAAUAUGAUUAGAGCUUGUACAUGUAAUAUUGGAAUAGUGUGAGUGCAAAUUUGAGGCUUGAGUUUUCUUCCACUCCUAUUCCAAUAUUGCUCUAAUUGUGUUAAUU